ACAUAGCUAAGGUUUACGACCAAGACUUGGCCACCAUCACAGAGCGAAGCUAAACAUAAGAAAAAUUAGUUGUUGGAUAGAGAUGGAACUAAAGAGAGUCCAAGCCCUUGCUUUCUCUUGCCUGCCGACUGAAACUAUCCCGGAGGAAUUCAUCUGGCCGGAGACGGAGCAGCCGGCAAUCACGACAUACAAAGGUCCUGUCGUCCCAAAGAUUCCAACGAUAGACAUGAGUGAGCCAAACCGAGAGAAGCUAGUGCAGGCCAUCUCUGAAGCCAGUCAAGACUGGGGGAUAUUCCAGGUGGUUAAACACGGGAUACCUGGCGACCUCAUAAGCAGGCUGCAGCGUGCUGGAAGAGAGUUCUUUGAACUCCCCCAGGAAGAGAAAGAAGCGUAUGCUAAGAUCCCGGGCUCUCGGAGCAUCGAGGGCUACGGGAGUAUGCUCCAGAAGGAUUUCAAUGGCAAGAAGGGCUGGGUGGAUCACCUCUUCCACAAGAUUUGGCCGCCUUCGUCCAUCAACCAUCAGUUCUGGCCUAAGAACCCGCCUUCUUACAGGGAAGUCAAUGAAGAAUACGCGGGAUACAUGCGGGAAGUCGUUGACAAGCUGUUCGGUGCCCUGUCUCUGGGGCUCGGCCUCGAGGAACAUGUGCUGAAAGAAGCGGUAGGAGGGGAGGAGCUGCAAUAUAACCUCAAGAUAAACUACUAUCCCCCGUGUCCCCGCCCUGACCUGGCUCUCGGGGUGGUGGCGCACACUGACCUGUCAGCUCUCACCGUGCUUGUGCCCAACGAGGUUCCCGGGCUACAGGUCCUGAAGGAUGGCCAUUGGAUCGAUGCUGAAUACAUCCCCAACGCAUUGAUCAUCCACAUCGGUGAUCAGAUUGAGAUCCUGAGCAACGGAAGGUAUCGGAGCGUGCUACACCGGACUACGGUGGACAGGAACAGGGAGCGGAUGUCGUGGCCAGUUUUCCUGGAGCCUCCGAUGGAUUUUGUGGUCGGGCCUCUCGGCCAGCUAGUUGACGAGCAGAAUCCUCCCAAGUUUAAGUCCAAGAAAUUCAGGGAUUAUAUGUUCUGCAAAUUGAACAAGCUUCCCCAGUAGUUGGUUUUUUUCCAAAUUAAUCCACCACAUAUAUAUAAUACAUAUGCAUGAUAUCUAUAUAUAUACAUAUAUAUAUCAUUUAUAUUGUCUCCAUCCCAUCAUGAUACGUUUUAUUAGUUGCAUGCAGAUCUAUCCCAUAAUGCUUUGUCCGGAGAGGAUAAUAACCAUACGUGGGUGUAUACACCGGGUAUUGCAGUCCUAUGUUCAUGAUAAUAAUUUGUUUUCCCAUCCUAUCAUUGAUGGAUUUGGACAAAAUUUUUGUAUAUAUUGACUUUGGCAAA
Punica granatum (pomegranate) is the source of this 1374-nucleotide messenger RNA. The record is from RefSeq and is a predicted model, not a curated record. NCBI's taxonomy places the organism in Eukaryota, Viridiplantae, Streptophyta, Magnoliopsida, Myrtales, Lythraceae.